Molecule: messenger RNA, 1531 nt
Organism: Scaptodrosophila lebanonensis
Lineage: Eukaryota; Metazoa; Arthropoda; Insecta; Diptera; Drosophilidae
Gene: Hat1
Product: histone acetyltransferase type B catalytic subunit
Exons: 4
Coding region: 156-1370 (404 amino acids)
Biological process (GO): subtelomeric heterochromatin formation
Cellular component (GO): nucleus
Molecular function (GO): histone H4 acetyltransferase activity; histone binding
Source: RefSeq, a predicted model, not a curated record
UCAGCUGAAGCCUUUGUUUAGCGCGUAAGACUGCUAAAAAAGGGACGAGGAAAAAUCCAUUGCGAAUAUAUAUUUGACAGUACCGCUGGAGAUUUACACCCUUCCGCUACAUCUACAGAACUUUUUUGCGCGCCAAUUUGAGACGUUCCAUUAAAAUGGCACAAAUACAGGAAUAUCAGGAUUUGGUGCUGGAUGCACUCGAAACAGUAGAGUUCAAAUUGAUACGAGACAAAGCGGACAUCCACAAUGAUGCGUUGAUUUUCCACCCGGCUAUGGCCCAUCAGAUCUUUGGUGAAUCCGAAACUAUAUUUGGUUACCAGGAUUUGCAUGUGCGCGUGUUAUAUACGGCAGGUCCAUUGCACAUCUAUCUUGGCAUAGAGUAUGAGAAGCGUGUAAAUGAGAUAUCUGGCGGCGAAAUAAAAGCCGACGAUGUUGUGGCCACGAUAGCGCAGAGCUUGCCAGACGGCUGCUUCUUUAUCAACCUAGACGAGUUUCUUAAGACACUCGACAAGGCGGACAAAUUUCAACCAUUUGGUGAAAAACUCAGCGAGUAUACACAUCGCUCUGCAAAUGGCACCGAACGCCAUUUCGAAAUAUAUCAGUGUGACUAUAAGAUGUCAUCAUUUCUUAAGUUCUUUGCUCGCUUACAAACCUUCAUACUGUGGUUUGUGGAUGCCGCCUCUUACAUUGAUACCGAUGAUAUGCAAUGGUCCUACUUUGUCUGCUAUGAAAAGUAUAAGAACAACGAUGAUGAGUAUCAAUACGCCACAGCAGGUUACACCUCUGUAUAUGAGUAUUAUGCCUAUCCACAGAACAAGCGUCCGCGAAUCAGCCAAAUGCUUGUGCUCCCCCCUUUCCAAAAACUUGGAUUAGCUACAGAGCUGGUGCAGACCAUUUACAAGUACUAUCAAUCGCAGAAGAAUGUCAUUGACAUAACUGUCGAAGAUCCGUCAGAAGAUUUUCAGCGUUUACGCAAUUUCGUCGAUGCGCGUCUUUGCCAGGGGCUGAAGUCAUUUGCCCGCACAGAGGUGACCAAGGGCUUUAGUAAGGAAAUGGUGCGUGAAGCGCGCGAGACUUUCAAAUUGAAUCCACGCCAGGUGCGCAAAAUAUACGAGUUACUUCGUUUGUAUUACACAAAUGUACACGAUGAUAAGGAAUACAAGGCCUACAGGUUGGAGGUGAAGAAACGGCUGAAUGCGGUAUACUACAAGCAACUGAAGGAUAUAAAGAAAAUGGAGCGUGCCAAAAUGGAUACUGAGUUCUUACGGAAAAGUGUGCCCAACAUACAGCAGCGCAUGGAGCAGCUGCAGGAAGAAUAUUUAUUGGUCGAGCAGGACUACAAGAAUACAAUUCAAAAAUUGAGCGCCUGAAAAGCCCGUCUUAAUUUUUUCUCAAGCACACUGAGCAGGAGGAGGGGGUGUUGAUUAAUUUAUUGUGUUUUUCGUUUAAUAAUAUUGAUUACAAAAACAAUUUUGUUGCUAUAAGUCUAAAAUAGGAUUCUUUCGAAUAAAUAUUGAAAAAUUACAUAAGA